AUGUCGACCAUAACAACCACGGCCCUUCAAACCUCCUACCCUCCGAUCCUCCCCAAAUCCUUCAACGGCAACCAAUCCCAAACAAUCCGACUUUACCCCCUCUCCAACUACACCUUUGGCACCAAAGAAACCCAACCAGAGGAAGACCCCUCAGUCCUCGCGCGCCUCAAGCGUCUAGAAGAGCACUAUGAUGUCCAUGGUAUGCGCCGUACCUGCGAGGGUAUCCUCGUCUGCCACGAGCAUAACCAUCCUCAUAUCCUGAUGCUGCAGAUCGCCAACGCCUUCUUCAAACUGCCAGGCGACUACCUCAAGGAAGACGAUGACGAGAUCGAGGGGUUCAAGAUGCGAUUGAAUGAGCGCCUGGCCCCUGUCGGUUCGCAAUUCAGCGGUGAGGGUGUCAACGAGGAGUGGGAGAUUGGUGAUACUCUGGCGCAGUGGUGGAGACCGAAUUUCGAGACUUUCAUGUAUCCAUUUAUUCCAGCACAUGUCACCAGGCCGAAGGAAUGCAAAAAGUUGUAUUUUAUUCAACUUCCGCGACAGAAGGUUCUGAGUGUCCCAAAGAACAUGAAGCUACUCGCCGUCCCACUAUUUGAGCUCUAUGACAACACAGCAAGAUACGGUCCUCAGUUGUCUGCAAUCCCACAUCUCCUCUCAAGAUACAACUUCGAGUUUGUGGACGAGAAUGGUCAAGUUGUUGCUGUUACCCCAGGAGGUGGACCCGAGGAUGGAUAUGUGCCACAAACCAAGGUCCUGGCUGGAGGUGACGAGGAAAUGAAGGAAGAGAAUGGGGUCUAG
This is a messenger RNA of Cadophora gregata, 795 nucleotides long. RefSeq lists its product as uncharacterized. NCBI's taxonomy places the organism in Eukaryota, Fungi, Ascomycota, Leotiomycetes, Helotiales, Ploettnerulaceae. The coding region runs from base 1 to 795 and encodes 264 amino acids. The transcript is spliced from 2 exons. Gene Ontology annotation, molecular function: mRNA binding. Gene Ontology annotation, cellular component: mRNA cleavage factor complex. The record is from RefSeq and is a predicted model, not a curated record.